Molecule: messenger RNA, 1283 nt
Organism: Fragaria vesca subsp. vesca
Lineage: Eukaryota; Viridiplantae; Streptophyta; Magnoliopsida; Rosales; Rosaceae
Product: NADH dehydrogenase [ubiquinone] 1 beta subcomplex subunit 9-like
Exons: 6
Coding region: 73-426 (117 amino acids)
Biological process (GO): mitochondrial electron transport, NADH to ubiquinone
Source: RefSeq, a predicted model, not a curated record
AGCCUCUCCUUCCUUUUUCUUGGCAGUCGUUCUCGCUCGACACAGUGAAAGAAGGGAGAGAGAAAGAGAGAGAUGAGCGGAGUUUCAACGGCGGCGUACAUAGCUCGUCGGGCUGCCCAGAAGGAGCGGGUUCGGAUCCUCUACCGCCGUGCCCUCAAAGACACUCUCAACUGGGCCGUCCACCGCCACCUCUUCUACCGAGAUGCUGAUGCUCUGCGCGAGAGGUUCGAGACCAACAAGCACGUGGAAGAUCUUGACACAAUCGACAGGCUCAUAACUAAUGCUGAAGCUACCUACAAUAAGUGGCGCCACCCUGACCCUUAUGUUGUUCCCUGGGCUCCUGGUGGUUCAAAGUUUCAUCGGAAUCCGACUCCACCUUCUGGGAUUGAGAUAGUAUAUGACUAUGGCCGAGAAGAUAAUGCCUAGAACGAUGCAUAUUUUUCCUUCCAGUAAAAUAAAGUGGUGGUUCUUUGUGUCACUGGCAGGCAACAAUAAGGUAAGAGAGUUCCAUUCCAAUGAUUGUGAUAAUACCACUCAGAGGAGAGAGAUGUGAAUGGUAGAUCACUCAAGAGAGAGCGAGGAGAAACAAAGAGAAAACUUUUGUAUUCCAUUCCAGGGUUCAGAGGUUCCUUGUUUUCUUAUUGUUUCUAGUUGUACCUCUAUUUAUGUAGUGAAAGAGAUUGUUGCUGGGUUGUGGAAGUAGGCACAUUGCCUAACCAUUUAUCUUUUGGUGUUCUUUAUCUUUCUGUUUAUUCUCUGGGUUUUGCUGAUAUUUUUUAUUUCCCAUUCUAAAUGAGCACAACAAGGCCAAUGUAAACAAUAAGUGGAAGGGCGCACAUAUAUAGAUACACUUUCGAUGAAAUUGGUAAUAUAGGGCUGUUUUCUUAUUCAUUUCUGGUGUCUCUUCUACUAAUGUUUUUCGAGCAUCAAUGAUUGCUGUAACCACCAUUGCAAGAGGUUCUUUAUAUCAUGAAUAUUUCAUUUGACUUUCAUGUAGUCAAAAACCAAUCAGGGUAUCUUAAAAGUUGAUGUGUCUGAAGUUUGAACUUUUAGAGCAGGAGUCUUUAGAUUUAUGUGUCAGUUGGUGGGGUGAUAGGUUUUGAACUCUCAAGGUUUAAUCUGUUUUGGGGAUGGAAGAGGGAGCGAAAACUGUAAGACAAAGUUUGAAGAAACAGUACUCUGGAUGAAAAAGAGAAAGAAACGAUCACUUAAGAUAAGGAUUGAUGGUGUAAUAAUGAUAGUUGGAUUUCUAAUCAACAUGAAUUUAGUUUAUCUUAUUGUGU